AUGGUCUCCACCGGCGCCGGCGGCAUCGUCGUGGCGAUGCAGAGCCUCGCCGCCUCCGCCUACGCAGCGCCGGGGUCGCUGGCGAGGACGGAGCGGAGCUACGGGACGGUGUUCGCAGCGCUGCCGUCCCCGAACGUGUUCGGCGGCGCGCCGCUGGUGGUGACGCGGCGCAGGAACUACUCGGCCCACGACAUCUCGGAGUUCCUCCCGGUGGUCAGGUUCUCCGGCGAGGAGGUCAAGCUGUACCGCACGAGGGCGCUGCCGGUGAACUCGGGGUUGAGGGCGCCGCGCGUGACGAUGACCGCCGUCUACGGCGCCAGCGUGCCGACGCCGGAGCAACUGGUGUACUGGGACGGCGACUUCAGCAAGGCGCCGGAGGUGGUGUACGGCGACGGCGACGGCGACGGAGCAGUCAAUCUGGAGAGCGUGUUGGCGUGGAACACAGUGGUCGGACAUGAUCUGGAGCAAGGUUUCUUCAAGGCCGUCAAGAUCAUGAAUGCGACAUGUUUACACCCAAAUUUGGGGAUCGGCCAAUCAAGGCUACUGAUCUUUUGA
Messenger RNA from Oryza sativa Japonica Group (Japanese rice), 555 nucleotides. RefSeq names its product lecithin-cholesterol acyltransferase-like 1. Gene Ontology annotation, biological process: lipid metabolic process. The record is from RefSeq and is a predicted model, not a curated record. Lineage: Eukaryota; Viridiplantae; Streptophyta; Magnoliopsida; Poales; Poaceae.